This is a messenger RNA of Gaeumannomyces tritici R3-111a-1, 2334 nucleotides long. Its product is annotated as cysteine protease ATG4. Lineage: Eukaryota; Fungi; Ascomycota; Sordariomycetes; Magnaporthales; Magnaporthaceae. The coding region runs from base 605 to 2011 and encodes 468 amino acids. The record is from RefSeq and is a predicted model, not a curated record. Gene Ontology annotation, molecular function: protein-phosphatidylethanolamide deconjugating activity. The transcript has 4 exons.
GGGCGGUGGCGUCACAAGCCAGGCCUCCCGCCGCCCGUCACGCCCAUGUGCUGGUCACGUCCGCUCUGCGCAUUCAGGAUUCCCCUCCAGUCAAAUCCCCAACCCCCUGGCCCAACCAAAACAUCGAUACGGCACUGACCUCAGCACGGUGACCUCGGCUCCUAACUUACCUCACUGUUGCUGUCUCUAUUUCUAUUGAAGUCCGCCGGGGCUGGGUAACCUGGCCGAGCUGACUUGCCUGGGUGGGUCAUCCUAAGCUGGGUUCUGGGUCAUUGGCCACCGCCCCCUCCCUGUAGAUUCGAGGCAGCAGCGCCAAUAACGGCAGUCACCCGCCCGCCGCGCUCCCUCCGGUAGCCACUGGCUGUCUGCAUCAUCCACACCAACCUCCUGUCAUCAUCGAUUUCUACGCCGCUUUCGCACAAAGAUUCACGCGCUCAGCAACACGCCGCUCCAACAUCCCGUCCACCCAGGAUCCUAAAUCCCCCCGCCGUCGGAUCCGGCAGUGCGCCGUCAUUCCUUUAGCCCCUCUCGCGACUUUGGAACAGCGGAACUAUCGAGACUGCCACAACGUGGCCUCAACAGGUAUAGGCACGAGUACAUCACCAUGGACAGCGCUGUCGCCGGCGCGGUGGACCUCGGUCGUUAUGGCCGCCGCAUAGUCCGGAUGAUCUGGGACCCCGAACCCACCAACAACCCAGCAUCCAACCGCCCUGUGUGGUGCUUGGGGUGCGAGUACACGCUUGAUCCUGGACAUAGACCUUCGGCCGCCUCCAGCCAGGCCAAGAAGGGUGCUGCCACGAACGACAACCCCGUUGCCGCCGCCCAGAUCGCGACCACACCCCCGGCCACCGACGCUCCGGAAGCCCCUCCCAAACCUCCCCAGACCGCCCCCACGCCUGCCACUCCGCCGGACUCCGUCUCUAGCAGCUUCGACUCGUCGCUGGCGUACGACGACAUCCCCGACGAUGGCGGCUGGCCCCCGGCAUUUCUCGACGAUUUCGAGUCCCGGAUCUGGGUUUCAUACCGGUCCGGCUUCCCGCCCAUUCCCAGGUCUACGGAUCCUGCCGCCACAUCACGCAUGUCCUUUGCCAUGCGUCUCAAGACAAUGACAGACCAACAGGCUGCAUUUACAACCGAUAGUGGGUGGGGGUGUAUGAUCCGGACUGGCCAAAGUCUGUUGGCGAACACGCUGCUCUCACACCGCCUUGGUCGCGGUUGGCGCCGAGGCGAGAAAUCGGAUGAGGAGCGGAAGCUCCUGUCCUUGUUCGCUGACGACCCCAGGGCGCCGUAUUCAAUCCACAAAUUUGUCGAGCACGGCGCGGCCAAGUGCGGCAAGUAUCCCGGAGAGUGGUUUGGUCCGUCAGCCACGGCCCGAUGUAUCGAGGCUUUAGCCAAUACCAACGAGAAGACGCUCCGCGUCUACUCGACGGGCGAUCUUCCUGACGUGUACGAGGACAGCUUCAUGGAAGUGGCUCGGCCGGAUGGCAAAACGUUCCAUCCCACAUUGAUCCUUGUCAGCACCCGACUGGGUAUCGACAAGAUAAACCAAGUAUACUGGGAGUCCCUGACGGCUACACUGCAGAUGCCACAGUCGGUUGGUAUAGCCGGUGGUCGACCAUCCUCGUCCCACUAUUUCGUAGGGGCGCAAAGGUCGGACGAAGACCAGGGGUCUAACCUAUUCUACCUGGAUCCGCACCAUACCCGACCGGCACUCCCCUAUUUCGACGACCCGCAGCUCUACACUCCCUCGGAUGUUGAUUCGUGUCAUACACGCCGGCUCCGUCGCCUCCACAUCCGCGAGAUGGACCCCAGUAUGCUCAUAGGGUUUUUAAUCACGGAUGAGGAGGACUGGGAGGUUUGGAAAGGCUCCGUCAGGUAUGUGCAGGGAAAGUCGAUCCUAACCGUAUCGGCCCACGAUCCCUCCAAGGGGUCGGCCUCGGAGCGGGCAUCGGCCAUCGACGAGGUCGAGACGCUAAGUGACGAUGAUGGUGACACCGUUUUGGAUGGGUAACCUUAUGUGGAGUUUGAUUGCUGGCUUACUUGCUCUCCUGGUAUGGUUCUGGGCUGGCGUCGGGCGCUUGGGCACGGAUGGCUUCCCACCCUGCCUGGUGGUAUUUCGGAUUUCCGGUGUGCAUUUUUAGGACGGGCGUGCGCCGCAUCACACGUGGCAGCAAUAGGGGUAAUGGGCAAGGCCAGAUAGCCUCGUGGGGCCCUGGGAUUCUAUCAUCUCUUUGACUUCUUUGCGCCCUUUGCACCUUUCGGUGAUGGGUGCUCUUCAGUCAGGUGAGCGAAUAGGGCAUUUCUGGAAGCAAACGAGUCUUUGCAUAUCGUGCA